UUCUGAAUUAGUCCCUAUGUGUUUGGCACUGUCAAGGGUUAGAGUCCUUGCAGUAGAGAGUCCAACUGUCUAAUCAUGCAUUGUAGUAUUUCCUAUGUCCUGGUACUGUGUGCUCUGCUCCAUCCAGGUAAACCACAAUGCAGUGUGGACAUCACAGAGCGUAAAGAUUGCGGAUUUCCCGGGAUAAGUGCUAAGGAAUGCUAUUCCAGAGGCUGCUGCUUUAAUUCAAAUGUUCCUGGGGGUAAAUGGUGUUUUUACCCCAAAAGCACAGCAAGUGACAAGAAACAAUGUAACGUGGAACCGUACAACAGAAGGGAUUGUGGCUACCCCACAAUAAGUGCUAUGGAAUGUAAGGAGAGGAAUUGUUGCUUUGACUCCAGCAUUCGUGGAGUUAACUGGUGUUUCUACUCCAAGUCGCAAGCAAGUAACCUGAAACAAUGUAACGUGGAACCAUACAACAGAAGGGAUUGCGGCUACCCCACAAUAACUGCUGCGGAAUGUCAGAAGAGGAAUUGUUGCUUUGACUCCAGCAUUCCUGGGGUUAACUGGUGUUUCUUCUCCAAGUCACAAGGAUGCUCUGUGAGGCCCAAGCUGAGGAAAGACUGCGGAUAUCCCAACAUCAGCUCCAAGGACUGUCUGGCUAGAGGCUGCUGUUUCGACUCCAGUAUUCCGGAGACCAUCUGGUGCUUCUAUGGAUAUAAAUAAAAUACUAAUGAUACUCAGUGUAACCGGCUCGUAACAAUCGCCGGAGUCUCCAGACAGACAGCAUCCUGGUUCUUUGUGCUUUUUAUUUUAUUUUCUGAUCUGUAAAUUUGAUUUUAGUAAACUGGAGAGCUGUUCUUUAUUAUUGCUUAUUGAGGUUUAGAUUAAAAUUUGUGAUCAUUUCUGUAAGUGUUACAGCAUUAUAUGUAAUAUUCAUGUUUUGUAGUCAUACUGUAUAUGUGGAUUUUCUUUCGAUACAUUGAUUCCCAACAUACUUCACCCCACACAUCAUAUUUGUAUAAUCAAAUAUAUAAACAAGUCCUUAAUGCA
Molecule: messenger RNA, 1032 nt
Organism: Pseudophryne corroboree (corroboree frog)
Lineage: Eukaryota; Metazoa; Chordata; Amphibia; Anura; Myobatrachidae
Product: integumentary mucin C.1-like
Exons: 5
Coding region: 76-705 (209 amino acids)
Biological process (GO): maintenance of gastrointestinal epithelium
Source: RefSeq, a predicted model, not a curated record